Molecule: messenger RNA, 1194 nt
Organism: Hemibagrus wyckioides
Lineage: Eukaryota; Metazoa; Chordata; Actinopteri; Siluriformes; Bagridae
Gene: dkk1b
Product: dickkopf WNT signaling pathway inhibitor 1b
Exons: 4
Coding region: 97-816 (239 amino acids)
Biological process (GO): multicellular organism development; negative regulation of canonical Wnt signaling pathway
Cellular component (GO): extracellular region
Molecular function (GO): receptor antagonist activity; co-receptor binding
Source: RefSeq, a predicted model, not a curated record
UGAAGCGUCACGAGCUGCAGACCGGCAGCCUGGAAACCCUCAGAGAUCUCCAGAGAGGAAUUUUCUGAAGCCUGUUGCUUUGAAGGAAUAUCAGCUAUGAUGUCGCUCGUGGCGUUUUCCGCCUGGUGCCUCACUCUGAUCACGUCUGCAGCCGCGAGCGUUGUUUUACACAACUCCAACGCCAUCAAGUUCGGUCCAGCUGCGGGCACCGCCAACCCAGAUGUGCUGCCGGUGGACGGCGGGGAGCAGAACUUAGCUAUCGAUACAGCGCAGCCACUCGUGUGCACAGCUGACCCUGAGUGCGGCCGCGAGGAAUUCUGCUUACUGUCCCGUGGCGCGUGCCUUCAGUGCAGGAAGCGCCGAAAGCGCUGCAUUCGGGACGCCAUGUGCUGCCCAGGCAACCACUGUAGCAACGGAGUGUGUCAAGCAAACGACCCAGACCUGGUUCUCCAAGCUGGAGUAGAAAAGCUUGUGCCCAUCAGCACGCUACAUCAGGAGAACGCUACUGUGGUCCAGCAAUCCAAAGCAGCAGCAGCAACUCAAGGUGCACCUCUAAUCCUUAAAGGUAUGGAAGGAGCUACCUGCCUGAGAUCUUCAGAUUGCUUGGAGGGUCUGUGCUGUGCCCGCCACUUUUGGUCCAGGAUAUGUAAGCCAGUGCUGAAAGAGGGUCAGGUGUGCACCAAGCACAAGAGGAAAGGUACUCAUGCUCUGGAGCUCUUCCAGCGCUGUGACUGCGGAGAAGGUCUGAGCUGCAGGAUGCAGAAAGGAGAUCACAGCAAGGCCUCACGAAGCCUCCAUACAUGCCAGAGACACUGAGAUGCUCAAUAAGGAUUCAAGGAUUAUUUCCCGAAUGUUUCUGGGAAGCGGGAGCGUGUCUGAAAGAACAUAGAAAAACGUCACCAGCAGAAAUGGAUAUGGAAUGGGAAUUUUUUUUUAUUGUUCUUAUUUCUUUCCAUCUCCAGUUGUGUGUGUCAACAUCGCAGAGUAGAUAUAAAUGUUUCUCUAUGGAACUUGGCAUUUGAUGGUUGCAGUACAUUACUGUAUUGUAAAUACUAUUAGGAAGUUGGCACUUAACUCUGAUUUUUGUCAACACACAGAGGAUGCAUCACCCCCCUUUUGUAUAUACAGAUUUUCACAAUCAUACAGAGUCUGAUAUAUGUCUAUUUUUUAUUGUAAAUAAAGAGUGUAACGAUA